This is a messenger RNA of Bursaphelenchus okinawaensis, 2933 nucleotides long. The record is from the annotation of a GenBank genome assembly. Lineage: Eukaryota; Metazoa; Nematoda; Chromadorea; Rhabditida; Aphelenchoididae.
AUGCGCGAACUGCUCCUAGCCCUACCUCAAGAUUCAGAUUAUUCUUCAAACCACAAGGUCAAGGAAGCUGCCCACACAUUGUGUAAAAAGUUCCUGGCAAACCAAUGGUCAUCAGCUUCAUCGGAAAAUGUAAAAUUGAAGCAAAUCACUGGAGGCACUUCUAAUUUACUGUUUCUGGUUAGUGUAGACCAUGCAGAACAACAUCGUCGCAUUCCGAAUCAGAUUCUGAUCCGAAUCAACUUUUCUCCAGAUGGCGCUAGCCAAUGGCUAACUGAAAGUGUCAUCUUCAGUCAGUUGAGUGAAAAGAAGAUCGGUCCGAAACUUUAUGGAGUUUUCGAGCAGGGAAGGCUGGAGGAGUUUAUACCGGUAAGUCUUUGGUUUAUUGUUUUUGAUACCUAGAUGAAUACUAGUACUGGAUAAAGAAAAGUAAUGGUAUCAUGUAAAGUCAGAUAAUGUAAUGCUACUUUUAGUCCAGACCGUUGACUACUCUCGAGUUGUGGAACAACGAGUUUAGCAAAGAAAUCGCUGAAAAGUUGGCCAGAAUUCAUAAAAUUAGUGCUCCAAUUGACAAAGAACCUACUUUUAUCAUGGACUGUAUAGAUAGGUAUGUUAGUUUAAGUUGCAAUUUAGAAUUUUAAAAUCUUAAUAUUUCAAGCCAAUAUGAACAAACUCAUUUUUAUCAAAAUUCGGUUUUAGAUGGUUCGAACGAUACGUUGAAGUAAUGGACCGAAAGUCAGGAAAGAUAGAAGUAAAACUACCAAAAGUGUACAAGAAUGAGCUUACGAUAGGAAAAGAAGAGCUUAAAAAGGAAAUAGAGUUCAUAAGGUAUGAUUUAUCUUUAAAACUAUAUCAUCAUUGAUUACUUUAUAUAUGUUUUUGUUAGUUGCAUCUGCAAAAACUUAGAUAUGAUAGUAGGUCUAACUUUUGUAGAUAUCUUUACUUUAAUAAUAGGUAAGUAAAAAGUAGAUAAUAGUAGAGGUAGGCGUAUUUUAACAUCUUAUUUUCAGAAACGCCUUAACAAAAACGAAAAGUAAAGUAAGGUUUUGUCAUAACGAUUUACAAGAGAAUAACAUAUUACUGGUCGAUAAACCUCAACAUGAAGGAAAAAAGUUAUCGUUCAUUGACUUUGAAUACGCUUGCUACAACUAUCGGUAAGUUAUAAGAGUAGUUAUUUAUUCUUACUAAUAGGGGAACCAUUAUAUUGGUAAUGAUCACUAUUACAUUCUUUCCUCCUGCUCCUUAAAGGCCAGGGAGAGAAGUUAUAGUAAAUACACCGUGACUCAUACCACAAUAUUUUCAGAGGCCACGACAUAGCCAACCAUUUUAACGAGCAUGUCAUAAACUAUACCCAGCCGGAUUAUCCCUACUACGAAGUUUACUAUGACAAAGAGUUGGAUCAAGCUCAUAUGCUCAACUUCUGUCGCAACUACCUCAAGGAAUAUCAUAAUCAAGAGCCAAAGGAUUCUGAAGUACGAGAGCUUCUGGAUGAGACGUUACCGUUCUUGCCUAUUUCUGACUUCCUUUGGGCAAUUUGGUCACUUUACAUGGGGGAAACAUCACCGAUCAGCUUUGGGUAUAAGGUAAGGGCUUGAUUUUUAGGUAUUUUACAGGGUGUUUCACCAUAUUUUGUUUGUAGAAACGAGUUAUAUCUUUGCAACUACAUGUGCUAUAACUCUAAAUUUUGGUACACUGGUAGUAGAGACUGGUACAAUUUUUUGUGCAAAAUUUUGGAUUUUAUUAAGUGCUUUUUAAGGUCGUCAUUAAUUUUUGAAAAUGAGCAUUUUUCGCCAAAAUACACAUAUUUUCGGUUGAAAAUGCUUUUUUUACUCAAAAUUUUUCUAAGUUUUCAAUUCUUUUGAUACAAAUCGCAUUUUCAAUGUUUUCAAAGACUUGGCGGAGACUCGGCGGACGCCUAAAUUUAUCGGCGGAGGCUAUAACUUGCUUCAAACAUAACUUAGCGGCGUGAAACAAAAAGCAUUAGUUUUAAAAUUAUCAGGGCAAUCUCCACUGAUACGCUUGGCUUCAAAGUUUUUAAAACACAAAAAAUUAAAAAAAUUUUAACGUAUUUCAUCUUUUAGUUUACUUAAUAACAGAAAAAAACUAACAAGAUACAACAUGUGAUAUAUUUGCGGUUUAACUUUUGAAGAAAGUGAGUUUAUCAUAACUUUUGAACAUAAGUAAAAUUUUUUAAAACUGCGUCUAUUGCUGAACGUUAAUAUCUUUUGAUUUAACUUUUUUGUGAAUUUUUAAUUUAGAGUUAUUUUCAAACAAGUUUAGCGUCAGUGAAGAUGGGCCUGAUAAUUUUAAAACUAAUGCUUUUUGUUUCACGCCGCUACGUUAUGUUUGAAGCAAGUUAUAGCCUCCGCCGAUAAAUUUAGGCGUCCGCCGGGUCUCCGCCAAGUCUUUGAAAACAUUGAAAAUGCGAUUUGUAUCAAAAGAAUUGAAAACUUAGAAAAAUUUUGAGUAAAAAAAGCAUUUUCAACCGAAAAUAUGUGUAUUUUGGCGAAAAAUGCUCAUUUUCAAAAAUUAAUGACGACCUUAAAAAGCACUUAAAAAAUCCAAAAUUUUGCACAAAAAAUUGUACCAGUCUCUACUACCAGUGUACCAAAAUUUAGAGUUAUAGCACAUGUAGUUGCAAAGAUAUAACUCGUUUCUACAAACAAAAUAUGGUGAAACACCCUGUAAAGGUGUUUUGAAUCAAAAUGAAGUUUCUCGAUAUACCUUUUUAUUGUUUUAUAGUAAUAUGAGGUUUCAUAUUGACUCCAAUAUUACUCUCAUACAUGACUCCCAACCACUUGACUAAUCACCCGAAAGUGUGAAACCCGUCCCACUUUUUGUUGUUCAUAAUCAAGUCCAUAAAUCAUUUUCAGACGUACGCUGAAGACCGCUUCGGACUCUACUUCAAGAACCGGCGCCAUCUUGCAACGAUGUAA